Molecule: messenger RNA, 1443 nt
Organism: Saxophila tyrrhenica
Lineage: Eukaryota; Fungi; Ascomycota; Dothideomycetes; Mycosphaerellales; Extremaceae
Exons: 1
Coding region: 1-1443 (480 amino acids)
Source: RefSeq, a predicted model, not a curated record
AUGAACCAGUCCAAAUGGGCCGACUCCCCCAGCGAGUCCGCUGCACCAGCUCCACCUCCGGCCGCCAUUGCGACGCCUACGAAGAGCCCCGGAGGUGGAAGAGUGCAGAAUCUUAUCAGGAUGUUCUCGCACGACGGCAGUGGGAGCGGGAGUCCUACUAAGGGCACAUCUCCGCAACCACCAUCUGCUACAUCGCCUCAACCACCUACAGCAACGUCUCCCCAGCCACCCGCUCCUACUUUUACUCAACCGCCCGCUGCCAACUCAGCCUCGGCCGUCUCGCGCUCCCCCUCGUCCCGAGCUCCUCCCACACCUUCGACAUUGUCUGCAGCAGCCCCAGCAUUCCUUCCCCCACCCGCGACCUCUCCCGCUCCACCCCCGCCUGAUGUCUCGACCAUGGAUCCAUUUGCGCAAACGGGAGCAGCGGAGGAAGAUCUGUUCGACGAUGUGAUCUCGCCGGGUGAAGCGGGGGAGAUGCGGGUAAGGGACGAGGAGGAUCUAUUUAGUGAGGGGUUUACGCCUGCUAAGGAGGUUGUUGCGGAGGAGGCACGGCGGCCGCAGGAGCAGAUGGGGAUGGGGCAGAGGGGCGGGGGUGGGCGACGAAGGGGAAGGGGGCGGGGCGUGGGUGACGAGGGCAGGGGGAGAGGAAGAGGUCGAGGGAGGGGCAGAGGGAGGGGUGGGUUUGCGAGAGGAGAUGGAGGUGAAGAGCAGGGCCGUGAGGUGAUUGAGCAGCAACGGAGUGGUCAAUCGGAGGAGCAGGCAUCACAGACUGUCCCUACAGUCGCUACGUCCGAGCCACCAGAAAACGCCCCUACCGGCCCUAAACAGGAGGCGACCGCCGUCUCAGCUGUCCGAGGCGACCGGCGCGCAACCGGCGGUACCAAGAAGCCACGCCUCACCGAGGCCGAGCUCGAAGCAAAAAUGGCCGCCAUCAGCAUCAAGAACGCAUCCCUCACCGCCGCUCACGCGAGGGCAGAAGCCGAUGCCGCGUCUUUCGCUGAAAGAGAAGCCACUGCCCGGGCCCAGUCGCUGCAGAAAAAGAAAGAAGAGCGGCGAGAUCGCCAGCAAAUGAUGGGCGAGCGUGAGAAGAAUCGAGCUAGAAAGCUCAAGGCGCUGGGAGGUAGGGAGUGGGAUGCUGAAAAAGGUGAGGACGGACCUGAGGGCUUUGGAGGGAAGGAUAGGGGAUUCGGACGGGACCAAGAGGGUUGGACGGAUGGGAGGGAGUACUUGUAUCGAGAGCCCAGAAACGAAGGGAGAGGCAGAGGACGAGGUAGAGGUAGAGGCGGCAGAGGAGACGAGCCAGCGCGUCCGCCGAGGCAGGAGGACUUUCCUGCGUUGCCGCCAGCGAAUGCCGAUAAGGAGGGCAAAGCCAUGAAAGAGAUGGCCGCGGCGGCGGAUGGGAAGAGUUGGGCUGAUCAGGUCGAGGGAGCUGCUGGUGUUUGA